Pediculus humanus corporis (human body louse) is the source of this 2580-nucleotide messenger RNA. RefSeq lists its product as uncharacterized. The transcript is spliced from 16 exons. Gene Ontology annotation, cellular component: mitotic spindle. Gene Ontology annotation, biological process: regulation of mitotic cell cycle; mitotic spindle organization. Bases 1 to 2580 code for a protein of 859 amino acids. The record is from RefSeq and is a predicted model, not a curated record. Lineage: Eukaryota; Metazoa; Arthropoda; Insecta; Psocodea; Pediculidae. Gene Ontology annotation, molecular function: protein binding.
AUGGAUAAUCAAAAUCAAGAUUCUUUAAUAGCCGGUUCAAAAAUAAUUCGAAUGCCAUCACUCAAAAGAGGGAGAGAUGAUGUACCAUUAGAUGAUAGGGUAAAAUUAGAAAGGGUUCUAGGAUUAACAGUUGGUAGCAAUGCUGCUUUGGAUUGUGAUCCUUUAUCUGAACAAAUUGCAUACCCGGCAGGGUGUACAGUUGUUCUUUUUAAUAGCAAAAAAAAUAGGCAAAAUCAUAUAUUAAACGUGAGCAAAAAAACAAUAACUUGUUUAGCAUUUGGUUCAGGGGGUAAAUUUUUGGCUACCGGCGAAUGUGGUCACGCGCCAAGUUUAAGAAUAUGGAACGUUCAGGAUGGACAACAAAUGGCGGAAUUUCAAGGACAUAAAUAUGGAAUAAAUUGUGUUGCUUUUUCUCCGAAUAACAAAUAUGUCGUCUCUAUCGGGUCGCAGCACGAUAUGAUAGUAAAUGUAUGGGACUGGAGAAGUAAUGUUAAAGUUGCCAGUAAUAAAGUUUCGACUAAAGUUAAAGCCAUAUCCUUUGCAGAAAAUGGAAAAUAUUUUGUUACUGUUGGAAUGAGAAAUGUUAAAUUUUGGUAUUUGGAAACCACAAGAUCUGCAAAGUACAACGAUCCAGUUCCUUUGACUGGUCGUUCGGCAAUAUUAGGAGAACAACGUGAUAAUUACUUUUGUGACGUAGCCUGCGGAAGAGGAGCAAAAGGGGAUUCAACAUAUUCCAUAACCAAGUCUGGUUUACUUUGUGAAUUUAGCAUUCGAAGAAUGCUUGAUAAGUGGGUAGAACUUAAAACAAAGAGCGCUAAUUGUAUGACAAUAGGAGAAAAUUUUAUAUUUGUCGGAUGUGCUGAUGGUAUUAUUAGAUGCUUUAGUCCGAUGACGUUACAAUUUUUAGUUACACUUCCACGAACUCAUUAUUUGGGCGUUGAUGUUGCUCUAGGAUUAAACAUUAGCCAUCUUUUAACUCAUCCCGAAGAUGCCAAAUAUCCAGAUGCCAUUGCUUUAGCCUACGAUGAAAUAAAUAAUAAAUUAACUUGCGUCUAUAAUGAUCAUAGUUUAUACGUGUGGGAUGUUCGAGAAAUUAAAAGAGGGGGAAAAUCUCAUUCGUUUCUUUUUCAUUCGGCUUGUAUUUGGGGCGUUGAAGUUUAUCCCGAAGUCGAAACUCAAGAACAAUUACCCGUUCCUCCCGGCUCAUUUAUUACUUGCUCAAGUGACGAUACAAUAAGAGUAUGGAAUUUAAAUAAUUUGGGGAGUAAUAACCCGACCGUUUACAAGCGUAAUAUUUAUAGCAACGAAUUAUUAAAAGUUUUAUACGUUGAUAAAAAUUUGACUUACUUGAAAGAUUUAGAUUUAACAAUUUCGUCUGCGGAAAAAGUGGAUUCUUCUUACGAUGGUAAAAACGGUGUGCGAUCCGUAAGGAUUAGUCCCGAUGGUAAACAUCUGGCAUCGGGAGACAGAGAGGGAAAUAUUCGUAUUCACGAGCUGAGCAAUCUUCAGCAAACGGUCAUAAUCGAAGCUCACGAUGCAGAAGUCUUGUGUUUGGAAUAUACGAAAGAUACGAACGAUAACUUAUUAGCGAGCGCUUCAAGAGAUAGGCUCAUACACGUGUUUAAUGUCAUGAAGGGUUACGAGUGUACUCAAACAUUGGAUGAUCACAGUAGUUCGAUAACCUCCGUUCGUUUCAUCAAUAACAGGGGACAACUUCAAAUGAUUUCUUGCAGUGCGGAUAAGAGUAUUAUUUUCAGACAGUAUCAACCUGCUGGUCCCGAUGGUACGAAACAAUUUGUUAGGGAUCACAACGUUGCGGGUAAAACGACUUUGUACGACAUGGAAGUCGAUUGUAGUCAAAAACACAUUUUAACGGCUUGUCAAGAUAGGAACAUCAGGGUUUACAAUGUUAACAGCGGUAAACAUAGUAAAACGUUCAAGGGAAGCAUGGGAGAGGAUGGUACAUUAAUUAAGGUUUCUUUAGAUAAUUCGGGAAUUUACGUGGCCACGAGUUGCACGGAUAAAUCCCUUUCCGUGUACGAUUAUUAUUCCGGAGAAUGCAUGGCAACCAUGUUGGGUCAUUCGGAAUUAGUCACUGGAUUAAGGUUUACAAACGAUUGCAAAAGAUUAAUAUCCGCAUCCGGAGAUGGUUGCAUAUUUAUAUGGCGUCUGCCUCGAGAUAUGACGGUCACCAUGCAAGCGAGAUUAGAUCAACAAGCCGUUAGAAAGGGAAAAAGAACGGUGUCAUUAAAUCCGGAUUUGAACCUGAACGAAGGACAAGAAUUAGUCAGCGAUGAAGAACCUGAAAUAUACGACGUCGAUAAUACGGCAAAUAUUGAAAAAGCCGGUUUCAGGUUUUCAAUGAGUCAAUUACCAGCUUGGGCCAGGCGAGAAAUAUCAGAUCCGAAUAAGGGAGGUAAAAGUCCGUUGGAAUUAAACGAUACUCCAGAGCAACCGAUCAGAACCGGAUUUAGCGUGAUUAAAGUCAGUAAACCACCGCAGGGGAGAUGGGCUCAAAGAAUUGAAAAUAAUGAAAUAAUGAUAGCAACUUUUAGUCCAGGUUUAGGAAACUUUACAUAA